CGAUAUCAAUAUUAGACAGCCCACAAGACCUACCACUGGCUACUGUGAGCGGGCCCACCAGGAACAAGCUCAAGAGUCAAGAUUCAAGACAGGAGUGACUGCACCUGGCUGCCCUCAUUAUGGCGGAACCGUCAACGAGUCGACAAAAAGUGGUGAUUGUGGGUGCUGGGCCGGUGGGGUCGCUGGCGGCUCUCUACGCCGCCGCCAGAGGCGACGAUGUCGAAGUGUACGAGUUACGCGGAGACCUGCGUGAUCCCAACACCAUCCCACUGAACUUCACCAAGUCCAUCAACCUCGCCCUCUCCGAACGUGGCAUCACAGCCAUGCGGCACUCCAACCGAGAGGAUCUCAUCAACCGAGUCCUCGCGGAUGCAAUUCCCAUGCACGGUCGUAUGAUUCACGGUCGAGACGACGGCAAGCUCUGGGAAGUGGCGCAAGCCUACGAUGUCCACGGCCGGGCCAUCAAUGCUGUCGACCGAGGUACUCUCAACAACGCCCUCCUCGACGAGCUAGAAAAGACGCCCAAUGUCAAACUAAUCUUCAACCACAAGCUAACCGGUGCCGACUUCCAAUCCAACAAGGCAUGGUUCGAGCGCCGCAUCCCAGGAGACUCAUCCGACGCCGUCACCGAGGUCGAAAUCACCUUCGACUACCUCAUCGGAGCAGACGGCGCCCACUCAGCCACCCGGUACCACAUGAUGAAGUUUGCCCGAGUCGACUACCAACAGGAAUACAUCGACACUCUCUGGUGCGAGUUCCGGAUCCCCCCUUCCCCGGCCGGCGAGUUCCUCAUCUCCCCCAAUCACCUUCACAUCUGGCCAGGUAAAGAAUUCAUGUUCAUCGCGAUCCCCUCCGCCGACAAAUCCUUCACCUGCACUCUCUUCGCGCCCGCCUGGUACUACGAGCAACUCAAAACCCGCUCUUCCCAAGACCUGCUCGAACUAUUCGACCACAACUUCCCCGGCGUCUGCCCGAACCUCAUUUCCCCGGAAGACCUAUCCGAACAAUUUACCACAAACCCACACCUCCCCCUAAUCAGCCUAAAAUGCAAACCCCACCACUACGGCUCCAGCGUCGUCAUUGUCGGUGACGCCGCCCACGCCGUCCUCCCAUUCUAUGGCCAAGGUCUCAACGCCGGUCUCGAGGACAUCCGCGUCCUGUUCAGCUUCCUCGACCAACACGGCGUCUACGACCAAACCACCAGCCUUGAAACCCGUAAAUCCGCCCGCCAAACAGCCCUCCGAGCAUACACCAACCAACGCACCGCCGACACCUACGCUAUUAACGACCUCUCCAAGCAAAACUACCUCGAGAUGCGCUGGGGCGUCAAAUCCCCCUUAUACAAGCUGCGCAAGUCCGUCGAGGAGACGCUAGACCGCUACGUGCCGAGUCUGGGCUGGCAGACGCAAUACUCCCGAGUCAGCUUCAGCAAUCAGCGAUACUCGGAAGUAAUCCAGGCAGUAAGCAGACAAGGCAGAUUACUGGGUCUUGGAUUCAGCUCUGCGUUGGUGUCGGGACUAGCGGCUGUCGGAAUCCUGAUGUGGAAAUGUCCAGAUCGGUUCUCGCUAACAUCUGUGCUGCGAACUUCUUGGCAGGGUGUGCGAGACCUUUGGGUGAAGACUUUCUGAUCAUGAGAUAUGGACUGAUCUAUGCAUAGUACAUAGCGCUGAUUCUGACGAGGGGUCGAUCUACCUCUGAUGUAAAGAUGUACAGUGAGUGAGUGAUUUGCAGACAAUGAAAACCAAACGUGUGUUUUUGAUCUUGAUUUGUCUGUUUCCAACCCGUAGUUUGUCACGUAAGACUGACUAAUUGACUGGUUGUACAAGAUGCAUAGGAUAUCUUUCAUCAGUGUCAGCUGGUGAUAGAUCGAGUUUGUCUUUGUUUUCCGUUUCCUAGGUUUGUGGUUCUGUGUCUUCAUUAAUGGUUUCGUUUUGUUCUUUCUUUUUCGUCGCUCCCUCUUUGAUGGGAUGAGGUCAUGUGUCUAGGGA
This is a messenger RNA of Aspergillus sclerotioniger CBS 115572, 1988 nucleotides long. RefSeq names its product kynurenine 3-monooxygenase (gene bna4). Gene Ontology annotation, biological process: NAD+ metabolic process; quinolinate biosynthetic process; L-tryptophan catabolic process. The record is from RefSeq and is a predicted model, not a curated record. Gene Ontology annotation, cellular component: mitochondrial outer membrane. Lineage: Eukaryota; Fungi; Ascomycota; Eurotiomycetes; Eurotiales; Aspergillaceae. The coding region runs from base 120 to 1628 and encodes 502 amino acids. The transcript is spliced from 3 exons. Gene Ontology annotation, molecular function: kynurenine 3-monooxygenase activity; FAD binding; NAD(P)H oxidase H2O2-forming activity.